This is a messenger RNA of Ceratina calcarata, 823 nucleotides long. Its product is annotated as glutaminase 2-like. Gene Ontology annotation, molecular function: voltage-gated potassium channel activity. The transcript is spliced from 3 exons. Bases 27 to 734 code for a protein of 235 amino acids. Lineage: Eukaryota; Metazoa; Arthropoda; Insecta; Hymenoptera; Apidae. Gene Ontology annotation, biological process: regulation of membrane depolarization; sodium ion transmembrane transport; potassium ion transmembrane transport. Gene Ontology annotation, cellular component: HCN channel complex. The record is from RefSeq and is a predicted model, not a curated record.
UGAAGUAAUCGAGUUGCUUCUCAGUGAUGUUGAUUCAGAUAAAGGCAGGGAGGAAAGCGUCCGAGUCGAAGUUCCAAGAGAUCAUAAAUCAACUGAGCGCUUACACGAGGCAGAAGCAGUUACCGAAGAACAUGAGAAUUCGUCUCCUGUCCUAUUAUCAUUAUCGUUUCAGAGACAGCUACUUCCGCGAGAAAUUAAUUUUGACCAACUUGACAGAGCAACUGCGUCAAGAAAUAGCGCUUCAAUCCAGCCACCGUUUAGUGGAGAACGUGGCGAUAUUCAAAGCCUUGCCUACACACGUCUUACGAUCGAUUGUCAAGAAUUUACGGUUCGAGCUUUAUUUACCCAACGAUGUCAUCAUGAAAGCUGGCGCUCAAGGCGAUUGCAUGUUCUUCCUUUCUGCCGGAACCGUUGCUGUGCUCACGCCUACUGGGAAAGAGAUCUGUCACUUGGACGACGGUGCCCAUUUCGGGGAAGUGGCACUCCUAGUGCCCGACCAAAGGCGAGUCGCGAGCGUGAUCGCGAUCGAAGUGUGCGAAGUAUAUCGUUUGGAUCGGAAAGAUUUUCGCAAGUGCAUCGCGGUGCACACGGAACUGUUCGCGAAACUCGAGAGGAUCGCGGCCGAGAGGAUCGAGAGGGCCAUGGUGAUCGAGGAGCAGCACAAGCGUUACCUCAUGCGGCAUUCCAUUCACAUCGAGCGCAGGAGACGCAACCACGAGGGACAGUUGAUUUAACGAUUUAAUCGUCAUCGUUCAAAUAUGUUAAGAUUUGUACAUAAAAUAAAUUGUUAAUAAAUAACAAUCCUGGUGAUCGUUUAAUCGUA